AUGGCCUAUUUCUCCCCCCAUUCAGAUGCUGCCAUACGGCAAGCUAAUUGGGAUGCUUCAAAAGUGGGGGAAAAACUUUAUCAUGAUAUUGAGGCACAUGCGUCAUCUGUUCGUAGUGCCAAGUUGUCAGAAAUAGUAGCUAACUUCGAGUUCAUUUUGUAUGUAACUCAUAGGAAUCUUUUUGACUUGCAGAAACAACUUACCGAAGCUCUGACUGAACCUGUAGAAUCCCUCUUCGAAGCUGGAGAAAAAGGCACCUGGGCAUCAAUAAGAAAGCUACUAAAACGCGAGACUGAGGCUGCCACAUCAGAUUUUUUAACUGCUACUGCCAGUUUUGAAUUGAACCAAGCAACAAUUGACAGAUUGUUGCAAAAUUUGAGGGACUACACUAGAAGUAUGGUGGAGAAAAAGGCAAGAGAGGAAGCAAGGAAAGUUCCGAUCCGCAUGAAUUAUAGGUUCUUAACUGUUUUCCACUUUGACUCAAAGCCGACUAAGAAGGAAGACAUUAUAACAAAAGCGAAGGACGCAGGCUCUGCGUCUCUGAAGCUUUUAUCUGUUUUGGCUGCAAUACAAUUGGAUGAGGAAUCCGAUGAGAUACAAUUGGAUGAGGACUCCGAUGGAACAGUGACUGUACCUUUUACCAAAGAUAGGAGCAUUGGAGAUUCUGCAGAUCCUCUUGCUUCAAGCACAUGGAAGAAGGUCCCUCCAAAAAACACUCUGAUUACGCCCAUGCAGUGCAAGUCUCUGUGGAGGCAGUUUAGGGAAGUAACUGAUCCUAUGGUCCGUCAAGCAAUUUUGGAACUGGAGGAUCGCGAGGCCACUCCUCCAAAGAAGGAUCCCAAGCCCACUCCUCCAGAGGGUAACACACUAUUGGAUAUUGUGGCUGUGGUUGGGGUUGUUGGAGCUACGGUUGGGGUUGCGGUUGGGCCAGUAGGGGUUGCGGUUGGGGCUGCGGGUGGGGCUGCGGUUGGGGCUGUGGCUUGGGCACUAAAUGAGGAAUCCGAUGAUAUACAAUUGGAUGAGGAAUCCAGUGGAACAGUGGCUGUUCCUUUUACCCAGGAUAGGAGCAUUGGAGAUUCUGUAGAUCCUCUUGCUUCGAGCACGUGGAAGAAGUGCAAGUCUCUGUGGAGGCAGUUUAAGGCAGAAACUGAUCCUAUGGUCGCUCGAGCAAUUUCUCAACUGGAGGAGUGCGAUCUUCAAGAGAAGCGCGAUCGUAAGGUCAUUCAUCGUCGUCGGAGGAAACAAGUUCUUCUUGGGGCACUUGGUCUUGGGGCUCUUGGCUUGGGGUUCCGGGAGGGAUUCUUGGGGCUACGGUAG
Cornus florida is the source of this 1317-nucleotide messenger RNA. Its product is annotated as protein ROOT HAIR DEFECTIVE 3 homolog 2-like. The transcript is spliced from 10 exons. Gene Ontology annotation, cellular component: endoplasmic reticulum. Lineage: Eukaryota; Viridiplantae; Streptophyta; Magnoliopsida; Cornales; Cornaceae. Gene Ontology annotation, biological process: endoplasmic reticulum membrane fusion. Gene Ontology annotation, molecular function: GTPase activity. The record is from RefSeq and is a predicted model, not a curated record. The coding region runs from base 1 to 1317 and encodes 438 amino acids.